UCCCCUUCCUCUCUCUUUCAUUCCUCUCCCGGUCUCUCUCUCUCUCUUCUCGAGUUCCCUUGGAGCUGCAGCAUAGCCAAUCCCUCAGGUUGUUGGUCUCUGUUCCGGAUCCAAGAAUACUAGGAACUCUCCGCUGUCCGCAGGCGCGUGUUUUCUUGUUGAUGGCAGGAUCAACUACAUUUUGAGUAUUGUUGCACAAGCUUGUAACCACCAGUAUGUCGGCUAAGGCUUCAGGUCGUACAUACAGACACACGGAUGAUUCACAAAUGGCAUACUACAACAAUUCAGUGCCUUUGGGGGAAAAUGGAAGGUUCUAUGUAACGCAAAGCCAUCUGGAUGUUCACUACGUUUCUUCAGAUGAGGGGUCACAGAAGAUAAGAUCCAACCCUCAAGUAUUUGAGCCACAGUACUGCACCCUGGAGUCAUCAUCAGGGAAUGGUGUGUAUCCUACACAAAGCUCCACAUCUUCUCAGAGCAUCUCCCCUAUAAGUGGGAGCCCCUUGUCUCAGCAUGACAGCCACUCAGACCAUGUAUAUGGUUCACCCCCAAGUGUCUCCUGUGUCACUGAGGUUGCGGAUCUCCAGGUUAAACUGAAGGAGCUAGAGAAUGCAAUUCUUGGACCUGAAUUAGACAUAGCUUAUGACAGCCCUGAGAGCUCCUUGCAAGCUAACAAUCCUUUGAAACCUGAUAAUUGGAGACAACUUCUGGGAAUUAAUACAGGGGACUUGAAGGAGGUGAUCAUAGCAUGUGGUAGGGCUGUUGCCGAGGAUGAUGUAUUUGCAACAGAACUACUGCUAUCAGAGCUAGGUCAGCUGGUGUCUGUCUCUGGUGAUCCAAUGCAACGACUGGGUGCAUAUAUGUUGGAAGGCCUUGUUGCCAGGCUUUCUUCCUCUGGGAGUAAAAUAUAUAAAUCCUUGAAGUGUAAAGAACCUACAGGCUCUGAGCUCAUGUCAUACAUGACUCUUCUUUAUGAGAUCUGCCCAUUUUACAAGUUCGGUUACAUGUCAGCAAAUGGUGCCAUAGCUGAAGCUAUCAAAGGUGAGAACUUUGUUCACAUCAUUGAUUUCCAAAUUGCACAGGGGAGCCAGUGGGUAACUGUUAUACAGGCUCUUGCCGCGAGACCUGGUGGUCCACCAUGCCUAAGAAUCACUGGUAUUGAUGACUCAGAUUCUGUUUAUGCCCGAGGUGGUGGACUGGAUAUAGUUGGGGCUAGAUUGUAUAAUGUUUCUCAAGCGUGUGGUCUUCCCUUUGAGUUCAAUGCUAUUCCAGCCGCUAGCCAUGAGGUUUACCUUGAGCAUCUUGACAUAAGGCCUGGGGAGGUUAUUGCUGUGAAUUUUGCUUAUCAGCUGCAUCAUACUCCUGAUGAAAGCGUGAGCACAGAAAAUCACCGCGAUAGGAUUUUGAGAAUGAUCAAGAGUCUCUCUCCAAGGGUGGUGACUCUUGUUGAGCAGGAGUCAAAUACAAACACAGCUCCAUUCUUCCCAAGAUACUUAGAGACUCUUGACCACUAUACGGCAAUGUUUGAGUCAAUAGAUGUUGCUCUUCCGAGGGGUGAUAAGAGAAGGAUGAGCGCAGAGCAGCACUGUGUUGCGAGGGAUAUUGUCAACCUAAUCGCGUGUGAGGGCACUGAUAGGGUUGAGAGGCAUGAGGUGUUCGGAAAAUGGAAGGCAAGAUUUGAAAUGGCUGGAUUUAGGCCAUACCCGCUUAGUUCAGUGGUGAACAACACCAUCAAAACACUGCUGAAUAGUUACAACAGUUACUACAGGCUUGAGGAGAGAGACGGUGUCCUUUACCUUGGAUGGAAGAAUAGAGUGUUGGUUGUGUCUUCUGCAUGGUGUUGACAUGUCUUCACGAGAAUCUGAUGUCCCACUGUGUCUUGGUCUCCAUCUCAGGGAUGCAAGAAAACCUGCGCUUUGUAGUGAUACAACACUACUUGUGCUGCUUGAUCGUGUUCAGUUAUCAGCUCACCCAUGCUCACUGGCGAUUCUAAUAGAUGUUGUAAUGUUUGGAGAUUAAGAUAGGCAGGCACAAGAUUAGUCUCUGCAUGUAUGUGUUGACCCUUAAUAUGUAGAUUGGCAUAGCGGUGCUAUGGUUUGCUGUAAUGCUAUUACUGGCUCUUGUAACACUACAUGAUGUUACAUCGUACCCUGCCCCUGCAGUUGUUGUAGAUGUUUAUGUUUUUGAAGAUUGCCUUUUGUCA
This is a messenger RNA of Lolium rigidum, 2200 nucleotides long. RefSeq names its product scarecrow-like protein 21. Gene Ontology annotation, molecular function: DNA-binding transcription factor activity; sequence-specific DNA binding. The transcript has 3 exons. Gene Ontology annotation, biological process: regulation of DNA-templated transcription. Lineage: Eukaryota; Viridiplantae; Streptophyta; Magnoliopsida; Poales; Poaceae. Gene Ontology annotation, cellular component: nucleus. Bases 216 to 1841 code for a protein of 541 amino acids. The record is from RefSeq and is a predicted model, not a curated record.